Messenger RNA from Trametes versicolor FP-101664 SS1, 742 nucleotides. Its product is annotated as DJ-1. The transcript has 7 exons. Bases 1 to 609 code for a protein of 202 amino acids. The record is from RefSeq and is a predicted model, not a curated record. Lineage: Eukaryota; Fungi; Basidiomycota; Agaricomycetes; Polyporales; Polyporaceae. Gene Ontology annotation, molecular function: protein deglycase activity. Gene Ontology annotation, biological process: guanine deglycation, glyoxal removal; protein deglycation, glyoxal removal. Gene Ontology annotation, cellular component: nucleus; cytosol.
AUGCCGUCUGCUUUGAUUUUGAUUGCUGACGGAACAGAGGAGAUGGAAUUCACCAUCACCUACGACACCCUCGUACGUGCAGGCGUUGCUUGCACGUCAGCCUUCGUCUCAGAAAGGGAUGAAGGUGACGACCAUAGGAGCCAUGAGUCGAACCCGCCGUUUGUCAAAGGCUCUCGGGGUAUCAGGAUCGUCCCGGACAUCUACUUUUCGCCAUCUGCAGCGACACCCGACAAAUUUGAUCUGCUGGUCAUACCGGGAGGCGCGAAAGGCGCCGCGACGAUCUCGGGCAACGCAUCCAUUCAGCAUCUAGUGAAAGAGUACCUGCAAGCAGGCAAGUUUGUUGGCAUGAUAUGUGCAGGGAGCUUGGCGGCUUCCACGGCUGGGCUUCCACGCCAGCCGAUCACCUCUCACCCAAGUGUCCGCGACCAGUUGAAGGAUGAUUUCGAUUACUCCGAGGAGUCCGUGGUUAUUUCUGGCAAGCUUGUUACAAGUCGGGGUCCAGGCACGACGUUCCCUUUCGCACUCACCCUUGUAGAGUUGUUGUGUGGAAAGGAGAAGCGAGCGGAAGUAGCCGGUCCAAUGGUCUUCCCGCAGGGCACCUUUGCCUAGAGGGACGUUUCCACUGCGCAUGAAGGUAAAUAAUGAAGCAAAAGGAUAUACGUGUAUUGUAAGAGAUCGCCCUGCAGCCUGGAAAUUUGACAAAUCCAAUGUACUUCGUUUCCGUACACCCGACUCGAGAAAA